Messenger RNA from Scomber scombrus (Atlantic mackerel), 1326 nucleotides. Its product is annotated as COUP transcription factor 2-like. The coding region runs from base 1 to 1326 and encodes 441 amino acids. Gene Ontology annotation, molecular function: zinc ion binding; RNA polymerase II cis-regulatory region sequence-specific DNA binding; retinoic acid binding. The record is from RefSeq and is a predicted model, not a curated record. The transcript is spliced from 3 exons. Gene Ontology annotation, biological process: anatomical structure development; cell differentiation; negative regulation of transcription by RNA polymerase II. Lineage: Eukaryota; Metazoa; Chordata; Actinopteri; Scombriformes; Scombridae.
AUGGCUAUGGUGGCGUGGAGAAACACCGAGGGCGUCGGGGACACUCAGGGGACCCUCUCCUCCCCGGUGUCCCAGAUCGCACCUCUGUCUCUACCCGGGGAGCUGACUGGACACAUGAACCAGGCGUCCUCUCUGGAAAUACCCCCGCCGUCAGCAGCACCCCAGGGUGCACCGCCACCCAACCCGUCCAGCUCCACCACCGCGUCCACCACCACUAACAACAACAACAGCAACAACACCUCCUCUUCCUCCUCCUCCUCCACCUCGUCCAUGGACAAACAGCAGAGCCAGCAGAUCGAGUGCAUCGUGUGCGGGGAUAAAUCCAGCGGGAAGCACUACGGACAGUUCACAUGUGAAGGAUGUAAGAGCUUCUUUAAACGCAGCGUCAGGAGGAACCUGAGCUACUCCUGCAGAGCCAACAGGAACUGUCCCGUAGACCAACACCACCGCAACCAGUGCCAGUACUGUCGCCUCAAGAAAUGCCUCAAAGUCGGCAUGAGGAGGGAAGCUUCUUGUGUUGUCGCAGCUGUACAGAGAGGCAGGAUUCCCACGCAGUCCUAUCACGGUCAGUUUGCUCUGACCAACGGAGACCCUCUUCAGUGUCAUUCCUAUCUGUCUGGUUACAUCUCUCUGCUGCUGCGGGCCGAGCCAUACCCGACCUCCAGGUUCGGCUCUCAGUGCCUCCAGAACAACAACAUCAUGGGUAUAGAGAACAUCUGUGAGCUGGCGGCCAGGAUGCUCUUCAGCGCCGUGGAGUGGGCCCGCAACAUCCCUUUCUUCCCGGACCUGCAGGUACCCGACCAGGUAGCUCUGCUCCGCCUCACCUGGAGCGAACUAUUCGUCCUGAACGCCGCUCAGUGCUCCAUGCCCGUACACGUCGCCCCGCUGCUGGCUGCCGCAGGCCUCCACGCCUCCCCGAUGUCCGCCGACCGUGUUGUUGCCUUCAUGGACCACAUCCGGGUCUUCCAGGAGCAGGUGGAGAAACUGAAGGUGCUGCACGUGGAUUCGGCGGAGUACAGCUGCAUCAAGGCCAUCGUGCUGUUCACCACAGAUGCUUGCGGUCUGUCAGACCUGGCCCACGUGGAGGGCCUGCAGGAGAAAUCCCAGUGUGCUUUAGAGGAGUACGUGAGGAGCCAGUAUCCCAACCAGCCGAACAGGUUUGGGAAGCUGUUGCUCCGCUUGCCUUCCCUACGCACCGUCUCUUCCUCUGUCAUAGAGCAGCUUUUCUUCAUCCGUCUGGUGGGGAAAACCCCCAUAGAGACUCUGAUAAGAGACAUGCUGCUGUCCGGGAGCAGCUUCAACUGGCCUUACAUGCCUAUUCAAUAG